Molecule: messenger RNA, 1746 nt
Organism: Effrenium voratum
Lineage: Eukaryota; Dinophyceae; Suessiales; Symbiodiniaceae
Source: the annotation of a GenBank genome assembly
AUGCCUGCUGACCUGCUGCUUUGGUCAAGUCUGGCAGGCCGCCGGACCGGGCAGGCUGCAAGCAGCCUGUGCCUGGGUGUUAUGAUGCGGGGGUUGUUCGAGGGCGAGGAGGCCUUCAUCUUUCUGCUGGCGGCGCAGGAGGUGUCUGCGGCACGGGAGAUGUACCGCGGAGCCGAGCUCAGCUCCCUGCAGGCAGAAGUUUUCCGGAGCGAGGCCACAACGCUGGGUCGCGCUGGUGAGGAUUUCCAGCGCGCCGAGGCGGUGCGCGAGGACGGGUCCUUCUCCGUCCGGACCAAGUGGGCCACAGGGAAGACGUCAUCGUUUUUAUGGUCGGAUUCAACAAUUACCUUCAGAUAUGUUGCUGGCAACACGUCCGCCCAUGAGCCACCAAAGUAUGUAGAGAUUGAUGGUCUGGACACAAAGUAUCGGCUGAUGCCAGACGGUGCGGCGGUGAUCAAGGAGAUCCAUGGAAUGGACACUGUCAGCAUUGUCGGGUGGCAAGCCUAUGAAGGCGGCAAGUGGGGCAACACCAAGUACGCAAAGGAUGAGGCCCUGUACUUCCAAGCUGACCCCGCAGUGGGCGAAACCAACUCCAAUUGGCGCGGCCGCUCGGUGGGGCAUGUGGUCUACCAGGGUCACGGCCAGCUCUACUUCUUCAACAGCAAAGGCGUCCAGAAGGUCAUCGAGGCGGACGAGAUGACCGCUUACCCCGAGCCGCGUACGCAACGCCUGGAGCUUCACAUGGACGGAAGCGAGGCCAAGGCCUUCAGCCAGCCGGACCGGGAGCUGAGCGUCCUGAUCGAUGCCAUGUUGGGCGAGGCCUCCUGCAUGGGCAAGAGCAGCAAGUGCGCCUUCCGGUGCUUCUACGACCCAGACAAGGACGUUUGCGGGCCCGCGCCUUUCUGCCAGAAGGUGGAGGAGAGCACAUCCCCGAGCAUUUUGGCGCCCUUCGGGCAGCAGCAGAAGUGCAAGGCUGCAGGCGCGGAAGAGAAGGAGGCCGCAGACUUGGCGGUGAAGGCGGCCGCGGAGGAUCUGAAGUUGAUGGCCCUGGGCGUGACUGAGGAGCUGGAGGCCGCCCCCGAGAUCAGCAAGUCCGGAGCCAGCCGCAGCACCAUGAAGAAGACUUUGAAGCUGUACGAAAAGGCCAGCGCCCUCCUCAACGUUUGGCAGGCGCUGCCCGGCCGUCUGAGCCCGGAGACCGGGAACUUCGUGCAGGCCAAGCAGCGCGUGGCCCUCACCGACAUGAAGCACUGGCGUGGCCGGGCGGACCGGCUGACGGUCUCGGAGUACCGGGCGGCGGCAGCGCAGCCCGCCGCAUCGCUGAAAACGUCGACGCAGUACUCCGUGGCCGCCAAGCUGACAACUACAAGGACUACAAGUAUCCUGGUUGGGGAAAUGAUCCAUGAACCCACUUCAACAGCGGAGACACGAAGCACCUCGAUGGCCAUCGUCCUUGUGGUCCCAAAAAAGGAUGGCGUGUGGCUUGCCUGGUCUGACGACUCGAAUUUCCGGGCAUCGGAAGCCCUUCCAUUGGGGUCCGAGAAAGGAAGAGAUGGCUUGCUGGAAGGAAUUGUACCCCUUUGGGGCAACCGCUCUGGGGAAACCAGAUCAGAUCAGAUCAGAGCAUGCUCGCCUUUUCCUGCGGAAAACUUCGGCAAUAUGACUGGAAGAGCAGUGCUGGCGUUCAUGGUCGAUGGCAGCGGCUCUGGCAAGUGGAUGAAGGGGGCAUCUCAUGAAUGCAUUUGA